GGAAGCGAGUGUGGGAAGGUCAAAAAUUAGACAUGGCGGCUCGCAGUGUGUUAAGGUCUGUUUGGAGCGGCUUUACUGGGUUAAAAACAGCCUUAACACGUACUAAUUUGAGCUCUCAUCAAAGAAUAAAUUCACCCUGUGUAUUUGCUUCGGUCUUUCAGAGCAGAGGGAUCCGCCAGGUGGUUCAGAGGCAAGAGGGGAAAGCAACAAUUAUUGAGGGACAAACCCUGGAUAUACCUGCAGAAAGACAGCCUCCAAACCCUACAGCCAAGUGUCCAAUUUACAGAUGGAACCUACAAAACAAAUACAAUUACACGGAUGUCUUGUUGUUGAGACAGUUCAUCAGGUCAGAUGGAGGGAUGUUGCCCAAAAGAAUCACUGGUCUCUGUCCAGAAGAACAUCGCAAAAUUGCCAUCUGUGUGCAGAUGGCUCACAGGGCUGGUCUACUUCCUGACCACAGACCCAAACUUCCAGAUGGCCACGUCCCAAAAAAGCCCAAGCAACAACUUAACAGAUACUUGACCCGUUAUUCUAUCAAAUCUGUGAAGCCCAUCUAUAAAAAGGGACUGAAAUGGUGUAAGAAGCGAAUGCCUGUUGGCCACCCAGCCCUACAGAACAAUGUGCGUUACGGUGUCAAGCCCCUUUACAUAAAGCACUGAAGGACUGACCGCUUGCUGAAUCGGUACAUCAACAGCAGGAGAAUGGGUGGGCCAGUUCUGUGAGGAAGCAGUGGAUUUUCACAUCUUUCAACUACAUCUACAGUUUACCCUGAGUCUUGUCAUCAUGCUUUGGGAAAAGGCCUAAAAGCUUCAACCAUCUGUAUUUAUUUUAUGUUUUGUUUAUAAAGCUGCGUCACUAUUUUAAUGAAUCGUGCCCAGUCACACCCAGAAUCAUCCGGUCUGUCUCUGCUAGUUCUCAAAGAGCUUUUGAAGUCAACUUACUGACAGCUUAAUGUGAACAACGACUAGGUCAGUGUUACGCUUACAUUGUAGGUGGGAUGUUGACUGUGUAUACUCAGCAACACAGAUGUGCAAAUAAAGUGUGUCUGUUUACUGUU
This is a messenger RNA of Betta splendens (Siamese fighting fish), 1057 nucleotides long. It is a transcript of the gene mrps18a, whose product is annotated as mitochondrial ribosomal protein S18A. Gene Ontology annotation, molecular function: structural constituent of ribosome; small ribosomal subunit rRNA binding. The transcript has 6 exons. The record is from RefSeq and is a predicted model, not a curated record. Gene Ontology annotation, biological process: mitochondrial translation. The coding region runs from base 33 to 659 and encodes 208 amino acids. NCBI's taxonomy places the organism in Eukaryota, Metazoa, Chordata, Actinopteri, Anabantiformes, Osphronemidae. Gene Ontology annotation, cellular component: mitochondrial small ribosomal subunit; ribosome.